AUGACUGUCUCCCAGAUUCGACCCGUGCGACUGUCUCCCGAGACAACGCGGCUGCUUGAGAUUGAUGCUCAACACUCGGCGGGCGGAGUGUUUCCCCUUCCCGUCCUCAUCAAGUCAAGCAAAGGAUCGAUACUCAAGGAUGUCGACGGAAAGGAGAUCAUUGACUUCAUCUGCAUGCUGAGCGCAACCAACCUCGGCCAGUGCCAACCGCAGCUUCUGAAGGCUGUCAGUGACUCGAUGAAGACCAUCACCCUGACGAACAUCGCCACUAAGGUGGGCGAUUGGGCCGAAUUGACGCGAGACAUGUGUCAGCGAUUCGGAGAUGAUAAAAUGGUCGGCAUGGUUUACAGUCAAGGUGCGUAA
Aspergillus brunneoviolaceus CBS 621.78 is the source of this 363-nucleotide messenger RNA. RefSeq names its product putative acetylornithine aminotransferase. The record is from RefSeq and is a predicted model, not a curated record. The transcript is spliced from 3 exons. Gene Ontology annotation, molecular function: identical protein binding; L-ornithine transaminase activity; pyridoxal phosphate binding. Bases 1 to 363 code for a protein of 120 amino acids. Gene Ontology annotation, cellular component: cytoplasm. Lineage: Eukaryota; Fungi; Ascomycota; Eurotiomycetes; Eurotiales; Aspergillaceae.